UCCGGUCUCUAAUUCCGUCUUCCACAUCAAGAGACCGAGUGCAGCGCCUACACCUCUCUCUCUCUCUCUCGUUCGCUCGAUUGCUCGCUUCCAUACUUAAAGAGAAGGAAAAUGCAUGGAACAGCUGCAACUGCUUCGCUAUCAAGCGCAUUUCUUCCGUUCCAAGGAUUUCGUGGGUCUCUGGAUUCAACGUUUCGCCUGCAAUGGAGAAAACCGAAGAAGGCACAUCGAACUCUCAUUACUGCACAAAUUGAGCUGAAGCCCCCUCCAUACUCACUGAAUUCUUUGGAACCACAUAUGAGCCGUGAGAUACUGGAAUACCAUUGGGGAAAGCAUCAUAGAGGUUAUGUGGAGAACCUAAAUAGGCAAAUUGUAGGAACUGAGUUGGAUGGAAUGACAUUGGAAGAUAUCAUAAUUGCUUCGUACAACAAGGGUGAUUUCCUUCCUUCUUUCAACAAUGCUGCACAGGUAUGGAAUCAUGAGUUUUUCUGGGAAUCCAUGAAACCAGGUGGGGGUGGAAAACCAUCUGGGGAUCUUCUUUAUCUUAUUGAAAGGGAUUUUGGUUCUUAUGAGAAAUUUGUUGAAGAGUUCAAGUCAGCUGCAUUAACACAGUUUGGUUCUGGCUGGGCUUGGCUUGCCUAUAAGGCAAAUAGACUAGAUGUUGGAAAUGCUGUAAAUCCUUGCCCGUCAGAAGAGGACAAAAAGCUUGUGGUGGUAAAGAGUCCCAAUGCUGUGAACCCCCUUGUUUGGGAUUACUCGCCACUUCUCACUAUUGACGUUUGGGAGCAUGCAUACUACCUUGACUAUCAGAACAGGCGUGCUGAUUACAUCUCAGUCUUUAUGGAUAAACUUGUAAAUUGGGAAGCAGUUAGUUAUAGACUUGAGAUUGCAAAGUCUCUUGCAGCUGGGAGAGAAAGAGAGGAAGAGAGAAGAAGAAUAGAAGAAGACGAGGAUAGAAUGGCAGACAGUGAAGCCAUAGAGAUGUACUUGGAUAGUGAAAGUGAAGAUUCCGAGACCGAUUAACUUGGUUUGUUCCAUAGGUCCAUGAGUAGGUUAAUCACUGGUACAUCGGCAUCCUUUUUCUACUACAGAGUUUUGGGUAGUAACAUAUUUUUGUGACAAAUGUGGAAAACUAUUAGUUGAUUGUCUUUAAUGGACAAAUAGCACUGUUUGCAUUAUUGCAUCAGCAACGUUUUCCCUGUAAAUUAUCUUCCAAAAUUUUGAGUCAAGAAGCAUAUCAUAUUUCCUUCUCAGUUUUACUGGGAUUAAAGCC
This is a messenger RNA of Nelumbo nucifera (sacred lotus), 1273 nucleotides long. RefSeq names its product superoxide dismutase [Fe], chloroplastic. Gene Ontology annotation, molecular function: metal ion binding; superoxide dismutase activity. NCBI's taxonomy places the organism in Eukaryota, Viridiplantae, Streptophyta, Magnoliopsida, Proteales, Nelumbonaceae. Gene Ontology annotation, cellular component: chloroplast nucleoid. Gene Ontology annotation, biological process: superoxide metabolic process. The record is from RefSeq and is a predicted model, not a curated record.